This is a messenger RNA of Schizophyllum commune H4-8, 3630 nucleotides long. RefSeq names its product timeless-domain-containing protein. Gene Ontology annotation, molecular function: DNA binding. The transcript has 11 exons. The coding region runs from base 1 to 3630 and encodes 1209 amino acids. The record is from RefSeq and is a predicted model, not a curated record. Gene Ontology annotation, biological process: DNA replication checkpoint signaling; DNA repair; replication fork arrest. Lineage: Eukaryota; Fungi; Basidiomycota; Agaricomycetes; Agaricales; Schizophyllaceae. Gene Ontology annotation, cellular component: replication fork protection complex.
AUGUCGAAGAAACGCGUCGACAUAAUCGAUAUCAGCGACGACGACGACGAUGCAGUCAAGACCGUCGAGAAGCCCGCCUCGGACGCGGACGACGGCAUAGAGGUGCAAGAAGGCCGACCGGAGACAGAACAGGAAUUUCGACGCAGGCUCCUGGAACCCGUCAUCAGCAAUGUCGUCGACGCGCUCGGCGGUUUCGAGGGCAAGACCUAUCGGAUGGGAGACGAGGUGAACGGAUGCUUAAAGGACCUGAAACGACUUUGGCGCAAAGACGACACCGACGACGAGCGCACGGUCGCGCGCAUCUACUGGGAGAAGCGCCUGCUGCACAACGACCUCAUACCCAUUCUGCUCGCGACCGCCGGCAAGGGCAUGGUCGAAGACAAGCGUGCCGUGGCGUGCGCGGACCUGAUGACGGCAAUGACCUGGCCGAUCGACAUGGCGGAGGAGCUGAAGGAGCUGGACGACGAGCUCGAUCGAGGCGCGGACUACACUGUCCUCCAGCAGAGCCACCUUCACUACAAAGCUGCUCUCCUCAAGCCCGACGUCAUGAAGGCGCUGCUCAGCAUCAUGAUCCCCCCUCUCGCUAAGCCUGUGAAGGAGCGCACGGAGCGCGACAAGCAGGUCAUGACCGUCGUUCUGAACCUCAUCCGCAACCUGGCCUUCAUCAAGGACCUUCCUGCCAACAUCUACCAUAGCUCUGACCAGGCCGAAUUCUCUUCCCUCCAGUCAAAGCUCAUCCGCGCCUUGUCCGAGACUCAUGCUAUGGAACUCUUGCUUACCAUCGCCGUGAACGACAACAAUGAUCCGCUCUUCAACCAGUGGAACACUCUCGUUCUCGAGAUCUUCUACUUGCUCUACCGAGGCGUCAAGCCGUCGUCGCUGGCUAUGGACCAAACGAAGCAAACAUCUAAGAACCUCCACCGCCUCCUCGAAACCGAGCGAAAGAUCAGACAAGACGUCUCUCGCAAAGCCUCCUCUCGCCACUCGCGCUUCGGCACCACCAUCACCGUCAAGCUCAACCCCAAGAAGGCAGCACCAGCCGCCGACGGCGAAGAGGGCUCGUCAUCCAAGAAACCUGCCGGGUCUUCCCACUUCGUCCUCCACCAACAGCAGGCAUUGCAUAAGAAUGCCUCAUCCAUCCUCGACAUGAAGAAGAAGGCGAAGAAGAAGGGGAUGACGGUCGACGAGCUCGCGAGGGAGGAGAAUCUGAGCGUCGAGGCGCGCAAUAUCCUGCAGAAGUUCGCGGCGGAGUUUGUCGAGAACUGCUUCAAUCCUUUCCUCUCCACGCUGAUCAAGGACAUCCGGAUGGAGCGGCCCAAGAUCACUGAGAAGGACAAUCUGCUCCUACUGUACGUUGCCAAGUGGUUCAUCGAGUUCUUCCUGCUCUCCCGGGCGAAGGAGAAGACGAGCACGACCGCAAAGGCCGGCGACGAGCGAUGGAACUUCAGGCUCAUUGCCGAGAUCACGGAGCGCGACUGGAUCGUUUGGGUUCUCAAGCGUAUGCGGCAAGCGUCUGAAGACAAGCCCAAGCAAUGGACCGAGCUCCAGGCGGGCAUCGAGUGCCUCACUCAACUCCUACUCGUCAUCGACGGCCUCUGCUCCUCUGCGGACACGGCGUACACCGAAACCGCCGAGACGCUGCAGCAACAGAUCAUCUACAAUGGCGAGAUCCUCGACAUCGCGUUUGAGAGCAUGCGGAACUACAAGCAGGGCACGCAGUCGUUGACCUACCUUGAUGCGAGCGUGCAUCUGGGCUAUUCUCUGCUGAAGAUGCUCGAGCGCUGGGGGAAGCAGUCGGGUGGGAAGGAUGUGUAUGUGCGCAAGAAGAAGAAGGUGCGGAGAAGGAAGAAGCGAGCGGUUAACACUGAAGAGGACGGCAUCGCCGACGUUGAGGAAGAGGAGGUGGAAGUGUCUGACAAUGACACUAUUCAGGAGGCCAUCUUCACCUUUGAGGCGUUUGAGAUGAGAUUAGCGCACGCGGAGAUCACCCAUACACUUCUGACCUACCUAUCGCGAUACAAGGAGUUCACUUCGUCAGAGCAAAUGAAGCGUGUCACGAACCUCCUGCACCGGCAAGCCGUACGCGUGAAGGCCGAGGGCCUCUUCUUCAAGGUCUCCACCCUCAGCCUCUUCCAGCGCAUCCUCAAUGACCAGCGCUCUUUGCCACGCGAGCAACCCUACAAGGACCUCGUGAACCUCAUCAACUUCAUCCUACGCCAGUUCUUCAAGGCUCUGAGCGAGAAUACAUUCCUUGCGGUUGAGGCCUUCUUCCCCAAGAACCGCAGUCAAUGGAAGCAGUACUCAAGCUAUCAGGAGCCGGAGCGGAAGGGUCGUGCACAGGCGUCGGUUGUGGAGACCCGCUGGCCGCCGGACGUGGUCGUGCAGAAGGGCUUUUCAUGGAGCGAGGAGCUGGGGAUUGCUGUUGGCGCGUUGCUCGAGGAAGGGCAUAAGGAUCUUGUGGAGUGGACGGUGGAGAUCCUCGGUCUCGCUAUCGCUACUUGGCGUGGUAUCAUCGCCAAGGUUGACGGAUCCAAGAAACCGGAGGGCGAAGACGAUGAUGAUAACGAUGCUCCCGAGCCGUUACCUCUCGAGCAUCAACCUUCCGCGGAGGCCAUGGAGGAGAUGGGCGAUUUCCCUAUUCCUACCUUGGACGAUGAGAAGGCUCAGGCGGCGACGAAGAAUCCGCACCUGAAGCUGCUCUUCCGCCUAUGCAAGUUCUUUGUACUGGAAGAAGAUCCUUCCGGUGACGAGCUCGAGUGGUAUAUUCCGAAGACAAUCAUGCCUGCCGAGCUCGCUCGAUUUGAGACAGUCAUCAAGCAGUUCCUCGAGCAGCCCUACGAACCCGAGGACGGCAAGAAGGCCACUGACUUCAUCUCCAAGAAGCGCCGGCCGCGUCGCAAACUGCGCUCACCCUCGCCACUCAGCGAAGCCGACGGCGACGCGGACUACCAAGGCGAGGGCGGUGGCACCGGCGAGAAGAAGGAACGCCGCAAGCGCAAGAAGCGGGACAAGGGCAAGUCCAAGGAGGGCGAGGAUCAGGACAAAGCUGAACGGCGCGAGCGCAAGCGCGCGGAGAAGCGCAAGCGGGAGCAGGAGCAGUACAAGUCCGCGCAGUUCAUCGAGGACAGCGAUCUCGAGGAGGGCGCGCUCGAGGCCUUCCUCGAGCACGAGAAGGAGCUGAGGAAGAGGACGGAAGCGAGGGCGGUGAACUCGAACUUGGGGAUCGGGACCAUGCGCGCGACGGGGACGAAGAAGCGGAGAAGGAGGGGGGAGAAGGGGGAGCGGGCGACGAAGAAGCGGAAGGGCGCGGCGGAUGAGGAGAUUGUGAAUGUUGACGAGGAACAGGUGGCGGUGGAUUUGUCUGACAGCGACAAGUCGGACGACAACCAGUCUGACGCGGAGGAUGAUUUUGAGGAGAGUCCUGCACCGGCGCCGCCACCGCGGCCACGGCCCAAGCCUCGUCCGAAGCCCACUCGAAAGGCGGCGACGCCAGCUGUGACCGAUGGGGAGGGCUCUGAUGUUGCUGGCACCACUACCAACGUCGCCGAGCCUAACGGCAGCGAGUCGGACACCGUCAUAAAGCGCGCACCUCGCAGGGUACAAGCUAUCGUCUCUGACGAGGACGAGUAA